AUGCAGAAGAACAAUGGUGAGCGAAUUCGGGAUGAAGAAGGGUUCCGAUUAAGAGCAGCGGGUAUUUGUGCACGUGGUGAAGGAUCUUUCAGAGAGAUUUUAUUAGUUUCUGCUGCUAAAGACGAACAUUUGUGGGUUAUACCUGGUGGUGGAAUAGAAAAGAAUGAAGAUGCAGAAACAGCAGUGCUGCGAGAAGUUUUAGAAGAAGCUGGAGUUCGGGCACAGAUUAUAUCAAAAAUUGGCGACUUUAAGGAUGAGGAACGACGUCAUAAAACUGCAGUCUUUCUACUUGCCGCAAAUGAGGAACUUCGUGAAUGGGACGACGGCUCAUUUGGUCGGAAACGCCAAUGGUUUACUUUUGAUGAAGUUGUGGUACGAAUUAAACGUUCUCAGUUGCGGAUAAUACAGCAUGUUGUCAAUAGUUUUCAGUUAUAUUUCAAGAAAUGA
Molecule: messenger RNA, 447 nt
Organism: Dracunculus medinensis (Guinea worm)
Lineage: Eukaryota; Metazoa; Nematoda; Chromadorea; Rhabditida; Dracunculidae
Source: the annotation of a GenBank genome assembly